AUGUCGGCUUCCUUCGACCCGGCAACGGAAGUUGAGUGACAGCUCGUUGACCCUAGAUAUGGAGCUUCCAGCAUCAGCUGACAAAGAGGAAGAGAAAGACAGGUGCUGAUUAAUUAAACAACCAAGGAGACUUCUACUUGCCUGGUUGCCAGAUCUGGCUGUGCUUUCUUUAGCGAAAUCCCCUCUUUGUUCAUCAUUCCAUACAUUCAUCAUCUCCUACAUGUACUAAAUGGCAUGACGGCAAACAACUGUGGAAUUGUUUAAAGCACAAACAGAUCUAGCAACUGGGCCAGUCAAAUAUCCACUAGUACUACCAGUUGUUUUUCUAUAUCGCUUUUGUGCUAUUUUCACAAGUAUGUGGUGAAUUUUCAAAACGCUUUGUACAAAACUCCAACUGGUAACACUUGUAACACAGCAAGACUCGUUGAAAACUUUAUUCUGCAUUCAUUUUGUUUGAAGACUACUUUCACCACACAAAAGGUGCUACACCUAGAAUUUCUCCCCCAUGUGGAAGCUAGGUGAAUUGCAACAGCACUAGGCUGCAUUCCCCUGCAUCCCAUUUUCCCAUAACAUGGCGGAGACUCGCGCUUGAACCUUUUACUUUCGGUUUUGAUUCACCAGGUUCAAACAGCUGUAAAACUGUUUUGUUAUUGAAAAUAUGUCACAGCGAUUUAGAUGGUACAAUGAUUCCCUACACUAUUCAACGCUUGUUUUCUCGCAUAAACUGAAAUUGAGCAAACCGUGAAGAAUUUUAGCAACCAGGAAAUGACAGAGAGUUCUACAUUGGCCGCUUGACCCGAUUUCCACUAUAUAACAGCCACAAAGUCAAAACAGCUUUUCCAUUUUGACAAUAGAUGCCGCUUUGGCGGGAGAAAUCAAUAGGCGAAUAUCAUAGCCAGUCACAACACUGGCAGGUAAGUAAUACUGUGAAAUACUAUCAUUCCACUAUUACUGCAGAUAUGUUAUAGACAUUUUCUGAAAUUACAAUGCAAUUAUUAUUUUUUUAAUCCUAUGUGUAGCACCUUUAAUCUAAAAUAGAAGUUUACUGUGAAAUACCAUGAACAUUGAUUUAAUCACCAAAACACAACACAAUUUCUUCUCAAUUUAGGUAUUUUAACAACCAGUUAAUCCAAUAGCAAAAAAUGCAAGACCCAUGUUUCAAAAUUGACCUUUGAAUGUAAUAUGCUACAGUGUGAUCAUUGAAGACAUCUUUCACGAUCAUUGAUGAAAAAAAAAGUAUAUAUUGUUAAGAUAUCAUUACAAAAUAGGUGUACAACAGCGCUAAUGUCAACAAAAUGCAUGUUGAUCUUUACUGGCUUAAAGCAGAGGAGAGAUUGUAAGCAUACUUUCUCGUUUUGUAAGAAAUAUUAAUGUGUUGAACUCAACUGUCUACUCAAUCAACUAACAUACAGCUCUGACAAACAUUUCAUAUUCCACAAGACAUGCAACCAGAGGUCUCUUCACAGUCCCUAAAGCCAAAACGAAUUCAAGGCAAUGCCCAGUAAUACUGUAUAUAGAGCCAUAUAGCAUGGUACUACCUGCCAUCUCGAAUCACUCAAGCAAGCAGCAAAAUUAGCAUCUCCCUCCCGAGCACUUGCUUGGGUUAAAGAUGUGGCCUUGGCAUUAGGAUAUCAGGCCCUGCUUAGAGAAAGCAAUUGUAAGCAAAGCCUCAGUAGAGUAAGGAUAUACGAAAGGUGUACCGCAAGGGUCGGUAUUGGGACCUGUUUGACUAUUUAUAUAAAUAAUAGAUUUAAAACUUGUACUUAAUGCAGGGCAAAACUAAAUAUGUUUUCUAAUUCACUGACAAAUGUCUCAGAUGGUCUACAUAUUCACUCUUUGGAUGGCUCUAUCAUCGAUUGGGUUCCCGCCUAUAAAUAUCCUGCAGGCGCCCAGCUUGCCAUAAGGAGUCGCUAAAGCGCAAUGAGCCAAGUAAAGCCCCCCCGGCCAAACCCUCCCCUAAUCCAGACGACGCUGGGCCAAUUGUGCGCUGCCCUAUGGGGCUCACGACACAGCCUGGGAUGGAACCUGGGUCUGUAGUGAUGCCUCAAGCAGUGCCUUAGACCGUUGCGCCACUCGGGAGGCCUCACCUUUUAAUUUUAACUCACCACAGUUAUGGAAUGAAUACCUUGCUAAACAAAUUAGACCUGGAUUCCGUAGUGCCGAUAGGGCAGUUUAAAACUGUUAAAUUAGUUUACUGAAGUGUGCAAUUGUUUCAAUUGACUUUUAAACUUGUUGAAAUAACCUGAUGUAAUGUAUUUAUAGCUGUCUUGUAGUUAUCAUUUUUUUUUGUGUUGAUGGAAUUUUUGUCCUCAGGGCACCAUUGCAAAUGAGGUACUAGUCUCAUUUGGGCUCCCUUGAAUAAAUAAAGGUAAAUAUAUAUUUUUAAAAAUUAUUGUGCUCCGUAUGAUAUGAUACUCUGCUCAGCUCGCUGGCUAACUGAUGAUGUGAGAAUCUCUCAGGUUGUUUUAAAGAACAUUGGUGUAGUGACAUUAGAAUACCAGGGCCUGCCUCAGUAGAGCAAAGUAUUAUUGAUGUAUGACAUUACAUUUACAUUUUAGUCAUUUAGCAGACGCUCUUAUCCAGAACGACUUACAGUUAGUGAGUGCAUACAUUAUUAUUUAUUUUUUCAUACUGGCCCCCCGUGGGAAUCGAACCCACAACCCUGGUGUUGCAAACGCCAUGCUCUACCAACUGAGCUACAUCCCUGCCGGCCAUUCCCUCCCCUACCCUGGAUGACGCUGGGCCAAUUGUGCGCCACCCCAUGGGUCUCCCGGUCACGGCCGGCUACGACAGAGCCUGGAUUCAAACCAGGAUCUCUAGUGGCACAGCUAGCACUGCAAUGCAGUGCCUUAGACCACUGCGCCACUCGCUGAAGUGUAUAAAAGUGUGUUCUUAUUUCCAUUUAUUUAGUUAUGUCCUAGAGUUGAUUCCUAGUGUGUGUGACUGGUGGACGAUGCUGGAGGGGAAUGAAGGUGGUAAUGUAAGACAAGUUGUUGAGGUGGAAACCAUUAAGUUGAAACUUUAGCGGGAGGAAACUCCACACUAUUCAAGGUUACUGUGUUCACCUCUGUUAACUCUGAGGUGAAAAGCCUCAGUGGGAGCCAAGGACCUUAGGUGAAACUCCCAUCUGAUUCUGGUUCAUUUUAAAUGAGCAGGAGCCUAACAGCUCCAUCUGAUUCACAGGGACCUUGUUCAUUUCAUGAGUAGGUCCAAAGCCUAGUACAAUACCUCAGAUAACCCUUCAUGGGUGGUAGACUGUAACACGUCACACUAUACUUCAGAUAACCCUUCAUGGGUGGUAGACUGUAACACGUUACACUAUACCUCAGAUAACCCGUUAAGGGCAAUACUGUAACAAGGCUCAAGAUUCAAGGAAUUUAGCUCAUUGUUAUGAGCAUGGGUGAAGGAAGCGAAGUGAAGCCUGUAUGUCUGAUUAGUUUAGUUCAUUUUAUGAGCUGAAUGGGGGUGAAGGACGUUAGGUGAAGCCCAGUAUGAUGAAAGUUCUGUUCAUUCUAUGAACUUACGUAAGGAUGUACAGUGGGGGGAAAAAAGUAUUUAGUCAGCCACCAAUUGUGCAAGUUCUCCCACUUAAAAAGAUGAGAGAGGCCUGUAAUUUUCAUCAUAGGUACACGUCAACUAUGACAGACAAAAUGAGAAAAAAAAUCCAGAAAAUCACAUUGUAGGAUUAUGAAUGAAUUUAUUUGCAUAUUAUGGUGGAAAAUAAGUAUUUGGUCAAUAACAAAAGUUUCUCAAUACUUUGUUAUAUACCCUUUGUUGGCAAUGACACAGGUCAACCGUUUUCUGUAAGUCUUCACAAGGUUUUCACACACUGUUGCUGGUAUUUUGGCCCAUUCCUCCAUGCAUAUCUCCUCUAGAGCAGUGAUGUUUUGGGGCUGUCGCUGGGCAACACGGACUUUCAACUCCCUCCAAAGAUUUUCUAUGGGGUUGAGAUCUGGAGACUGGCUAGGCCACUCCAGGACCUUGAAAUGCUUCUUACGAAGCCACUCCUUCGUUGCCCGGGCGGUGUGUUUGGGAUCAUUGUCAUGCUGAAAGACCCAGCCACGUUUCAUCUUCAAUGCCCUUGCUGAUGGAAGGAGGUUUUCACUCAAAAUCUCACGAAACAUGGCCCCAUUCAUUCUUUCCUUUACACGGAUCAGUCGUCCUGGUCCCUUUGCAGAAAAACAGCCCCAAAGCAUGAUGUUUCCACCCCCAUGCUUCACAGUAGGUAUGGUGUUCUUUAGAUGCAACUCAGCAUUCUUUGUCCUCCAAACACGACGAGUUGAGUUUUUACCAAAAAGUUCUAUUUUGGUUUCAUCUGACCAUAUGACAUUCUCCCAAUCCUCUUCUGGAUCAUCCAAAUGCACUCUAGCAAACUUCAGACGGGCCUGGACAUGUACUGGCUUAAGCAGGGGGACACGUCUGGCACUGCAGGAUUUGAGUCCCUGGUGACGUAGUGUGUUACUGAUGGUAGACUUUGUUACUUUGGUCCCAGCUCUGCAGGUCAUUUACUAUAUUUAUAUUUUUAUAUUUAUAUUUUAUAUUUUUUAUUUAGCAGACGCUCUUAUCCAGAGUGACUUACAGGAGCAAUUAGGGUUAAGUGCCUUGCUCAAGGGCACAUCGACAGAUUUUUCACCUAGUCGGCUCAGGGAUUAGAACCAGCGACCUUUCGGUUACUGGCACAACGCUCUUAACCACUAAGCUACCUGCUACCUGCCGCCCACUAGGUCCCCCUGUGUGGUUCUGGGAUUUUUGCUCACCGUUCUUGUGAUCAUUUUGACCCCACAGGGUGAGAUCUUGCGUGGAGCCCCAGAUCGAGGGAGAUUAUCAGUGGUCUUGUAUGUCUUCCAUUUCCUAAUAAUUGCUCCCACAGUUGAUUUCUUCAAACCAAGCUGCUUACCUAUUGCAGAUUCAGUCUUCCCAGCCUGGUGCAGGUCUACAAUUUUGUUUCUGGUGUCCUUUGACAGCUCUUUGGUCUUGGCCAUAGUGGAGUUUGGAGUGUGACUGUUUGAGGUUGUGGACAGGUGUCUUUUUAUACUGAUAACAAGUUCAAACAGGUGCCAUUAAUACAGGUAACGAGUGGAGGACAGAGGAGCCUCUUAAAGAAGAAGUUACAGGUCUGUGAGAGCCAGAAAUCUUGCUUGUUUGUAGGUGACCAAAUACUUAUUUUCCACCAUAAUUUGCAAAUAAAUUCAUAAAAAAUCCUACAAUGUGAUUUUCUGGAUUUUUUUUACUCAUUUUGUCUGUCAUAGUUGACGUGUACCUAUGAUGAAAAUUACAGGCCUCUCUCAUCUUUUUAAGUGGGAGAACUUGCACAAUUGGUGGCUGACUAAAUACUUUUUUCCCCCACUGUAAGUGGAACUCUGUCUGAAAUACUGUCCUGGUUAGUUAUGUAAGUUCAUGAAUGUUGCAUUUUAGUUAAUGAAACCCACAGCGCCGGUGGUAACUAACAAAAGGCCUACAAGUUUAAGAGAUUACAUGUUACCCCAAGAAAGACAUUGCGGGUGGUAACUGUAAAAAGUAUAUACUUUACCCCAGGAUACCCAUUACGAGCAGUACUAUAGAAACAAGGUAGCUUUAUUCACGUCAGGGUAAUUUAGUGAAACAAUGUUGCUAUAUUUAUGUCAGGGGAAUUUAGCAAAAAAUGUCUAUUUGCAACGCACCUUGUUAUUGCAUUUUUGUGUUCGUGUGUUGCGCUUGCAUUCAGUAGCGUCUAUGAAUCACAUGAUUAUGAAAGCAUUCAUGUAUGAAAGUGUAUUUUAAAUGUAAUUCUGUCCUUGUGAUGCACUUGUCUAUUAAUGUUCUGUAUCAUGUCUUGUUUUGUGUGUACCCCAGGAAGAGUAGCUGCUGCUUUAGCAGUAGCUAAUGGGGAUCCUAAUAAAAUACAAACAAAAUACUACUUUAAUCAAAUGAAAUAAAUAGAAGAAACAAUUUUUAGCAGGCACUAGUUUGCAUCAAUCAAUCAAUCAAUUUUAUUUUAUAUAGCCCUUCUUACAUCAGCUAAUAUCUCGAAGUGCUGUACAGAAACCCAGCCUAAAACCCCAAACAGCUAGUAAUGCAGGUGUAGAAGCACGGGCCUAGCCUGUCUUGAGCAUUUGGCCAUACUUUAGGUUCUCAUUGACAUCACAGUAAAUGUCCUCAUUGUUCAUGCACCUGGGGAAAAACCUUUUGGCAUGGCGAAUCCAAACCUAACAUAGGUCUGGAUUGAUGUCAUUGCAUUCCUCAUCCAUGGUCUGAAGGAGGGUGGCACGCUCAUGGGGAUGUGUUCCUAAUGUGUACAAAACAUUAGAAACACCUGCUGUUUUCAUGACAGACUGACCAGGUGAAGGCUUUGAUCCCUUAUUUUGAUGUCAAUUCAAUCAGUGUAGAAGGGGAGGAGACAGGAUAAAUAAUGAUUUUUAAGCCUUGAGACAAUUGAGACAUGGAUUGUGUGUGUGUGCCAUUCAGAGGGUGAAUGGGCAAGACAAAAUAUUUAGAUGUCUUUGAACGGGGUAUGGUAGUAGGUGCCAGGUGCACCGGUUUGAGUGUGUCAAGAACUGCAACGCUGCUGGGUUUUUCACACAACAGUUUCCUGUGUGUAUCAGGAAUGGUCUGCCACCCAAAGUACAUCCAAGCCAACUUGUACACAACUGUGGGAAGCAUUGGAGUCAACAUGGGCCAGCAUCCUUGUGGAAUGCUUUUGACACCUUGUAGUCCAUGCCCUGACAAAUUGAGGCUGUUCUGAGUGCAAAAGGGGGUGCAACUCAAUAUUAGGAAGGUGCUCCUAAUGUUUUGCACACUCAGUGUAAAUGUAUACUUUACAAACAUACCUUUUCAUUAUGUAUUGCACCAAAGCAACUGAAAAAAAAAACGGUAAUAAAAAAUUGCAUAGUGCCAUAACAUUGGAUAUUGUAAAUGUCCAGUAUUAGCAGAAAUGUAGGACUUUUACUCAUCAGUGUUACACCUCCAGGAACUGUGCAUUUCCUUCAGUCAGCUCUCCAUCCAUUGUCCUUCUGCUCCAAAAGAGAAGAAGCACACAGGUAAUUCCCGUCCCCCCAUUUCUGCAUGCAUGUACUCACAAUUCUAUGGUUAAGUGAGUACGUUAUGUCAGUGCAGUUAUCGUUACCCAGGCAUUACGUUUUUUCCAUCUCGUUUCCAUCUAGAAAUGUUAACUUCUCCAGUAACCGGUGACACUAAGAAUGUCAUUGAAUAUUCAGAGGAUGAAGCGACAAAGAAUUUCAAAGGCAGUAUAAGUAGAGCCUCGGGAAGCCACUUUUAUUUAUUAUUAACCUUGCUUGCCCUCAUGUGCAUCUAUAUUUCCUGAAACCCCUGCAGUCUAAUGUACUCUGUCUCCCCCAGUUGUUUGUGAAUACCUACUACAUGGCCAAGCACGACACCUAAGUGCCCAACCCUCAGGGAGUUCUUUAAGCCCGGCCUGGCCUGACGCCACCUGCUGUCUCCCGGCAACGGACACAUGA
Molecule: messenger RNA, 7454 nt
Organism: Coregonus sp. 'balchen'
Lineage: Eukaryota; Metazoa; Chordata; Actinopteri; Salmoniformes; Salmonidae
Source: the annotation of a GenBank genome assembly